AUGCAAGAAGCCAAUUCUGUUGCCAUUAAAAUUAGAGGCUUUACCUCCUAUGCGUGCCCCUCUAUCCCAAAACAUCAAAGUGGCCCUCGUUCUACCCUUUGCGUGAAACCAGGCUACGCGCUAGUGUACGUUCGUACCGACUGGCCGCAACAUCAAAUUGAUCUCGCCCAACACUGCAACGACAGUCAAGAAAUAGUCGCGGUUCGUGCCACGACCAUUAAGAACAAUAACGUGAUCUUCGUCUCGGCAUAUCUUCGUCCUGGGGCAAAUCGGACAAUCGAUCACGAUUGGAUCUCUUACAUUCAUCAAACCUACCCCCAAGAACAGAAGUUGUAUGGAGGCGAUUUCAACCUGCAUCAUCCAGCCUGGGGAUAUACACGACAAACAAAAGAGGCGGAGCAGCUAAUGGAAAGAAUGACGAUGUGUAAUCUCCAUCUCAUGAACGUGGCCGGGACUAAGACCCGCAUGGCAGCCUGCGUAGGCCAGGGGGACACUUCUCCCGAUCUUACGUGGACCUCCAACGUCUUCUACCAACAUCACGUCUGA
Ixodes scapularis (black-legged tick) is the source of this 546-nucleotide messenger RNA. RefSeq lists its product as uncharacterized. The transcript has a single exon. Gene Ontology annotation, molecular function: catalytic activity. NCBI's taxonomy places the organism in Eukaryota, Metazoa, Arthropoda, Arachnida, Ixodida, Ixodidae. The record is from RefSeq and is a predicted model, not a curated record. Bases 1 to 546 code for a protein of 181 amino acids.